AUGUCUGAAGUCCCUAAUCAAGAGUCUCCGAGUUCAUCGAUAUUCAAACAAUCGAAUGCUUCGACAUCAACAAAAAUACAUGGUGCUCCAUCUAGUUCACAAAUUGCUAAUGUCGACUUCAACACCUUGAGGAAACUAAAUACGAAUACUUCGUUUUCGUCAAACCUAACUAACUCAACCACUAAAACUAGCAAUGCUUUAUCCAGGCUAUUCACUAGAAAUAAGUCAUCAUCUAACAUUUCAAUUCAUCCCUCUUCAAGCGAUGAUGAUAGCUCACCAAAGACACUUCGAGAAUCUACAUCUCCAUCUGAAUCAAGCAAGAGUGUUAGUGGCAAUAAGUUGAGAAUUGCCAAAAAGUUGAAGUUUCCCAAGAAUCAAAGCAGUCGGAAACCAGAUUUGUUUUUGGAUACUAGUAGCACAAUAAGCGAAGACAGUUCUUCGUUUCGGAAAGUAAUAACUGGUAAUCUGUUAAAUGAGAUGAAUAAAUCAAGAAAGAGCUCAAUGAGCUCACCCAUGAGUACCACAUUUCAUAGUUUGUUUCAUCGAUCCCAUCAUAAUGGCAGCAACCUUCAACGAGACACCAACCAAGUUGCGACUGGCAUGACACCUUUGUCCGGUAAGUUUGAUGACUUCUCAAAAGCAUCCAAGACAACUUUAUGUCUUUCCUCAAAUAGCUCGAAUUCAAUAAUCAGCAAUCCUGAACUAGCUCAGAUAUAUAAUUUCACCAACCCAAAUAUUUCAAUUGAAGAUGGAGAAACCAAUUUGGAUCAUUCAAACAGUUCCUUUUUGGAUAUUCAUAAGAAAAUGCUUGUGCCAGCAGAUCUGUUUAUUCAGAAUAAGCUAAACAAGUACCACCAAACCGAAGUAGGGUUGGGCAUAUACGAAAGUGAAUUAGAUCAUGACAAAGAUAGUAAGAUAUAUUCCAACCUUUAUCAUUACUUGAAACCACUAUUUACCCCAUCUUUUUCAAUAUCCGACUCUGGUCAAAAGGGUAGGAUGCGUCCAAUAUUGGGUGCUAGUGUUGAAGAAAUUGCAAAUUUCGUAAAGGAGAGUUUUUGUUUACACCAGCCCAAUCACGAAAGAAGUUUUAGACUGAAGACAAGAUCCAGUGUAUCAAGCUUGGGUCGUGAAAAGGUAGAGGAUUUUGAUUACCGUCAGUUAUCGAAUUUGUUUGAGAAAUUGAUGGCCUUAUUGAGUCAUAACUUGCAAACUGCCGAUUCAUCGGAAGUAUCUUUACAAGCUUUGAUAUUGAACGCAUGGAAAUAUUAUAAUGCUUAUGUUAGGUUUUAUUUGCUAAGUAUAUUUCAACCAUUACAACUUCACUUGAACGAGCUAUCUAUGAGAAAUCAUAAUGGAAGCAAAAUUAUCAGAAUAGACGACCUUCUACUUGUUUCUUUUCGAAAAGUUUUUAUUACUGAACAGGGAAUUGGAAGUGGGGAUAGAGAGACAUCUCAAUUUUUGGGGAAUGCUGAAAGUGAAGAUCUUACAGGAAAUGGAUUGUUGACUUCUACUUUGGCCGUGUUGUCGAGUAUAUCAUAG
Candida albicans SC5314 is the source of this 1539-nucleotide messenger RNA. RefSeq names its product Fgr6-4p (gene FGR6-4). Bases 1 to 1539 code for a protein of 512 amino acids. NCBI's taxonomy places the organism in Eukaryota, Fungi, Ascomycota, Pichiomycetes, Serinales, Debaryomycetaceae. The record is from RefSeq and is a predicted model, not a curated record. The transcript has a single exon.